Messenger RNA from Pomacea canaliculata, 5989 nucleotides. Its product is annotated as serpin B10-like. The transcript has 6 exons. Gene Ontology annotation, molecular function: serine-type endopeptidase inhibitor activity. The record is from RefSeq and is a predicted model, not a curated record. Lineage: Eukaryota; Metazoa; Mollusca; Gastropoda; Architaenioglossa; Ampullariidae. Bases 175 to 2469 code for a protein of 764 amino acids.
UACAGGUACUUCACGCGGGGCUACUCCCGAUGACUUUGCAACAAGUAUUCGUGAGUUGUCUCCCUUGAACGUCGCCUAUGAAAAGACCCGGAAAAGAUAUUUGUUUAUGUUACUGCGCUUCAGCCAGUACUUUAUUUGCAAGAGAUUUUCCUGAUAUUUCUGUGCCUACUUGUCAUGGCAACUGGAGGCUUGCAAGAUGUACCAAUGGUGAUAACAGUCUCUGAUGCCAAUAAUCAGUUUGGUUUUGAGCUUUUUCGUAAAUGUGGAGCAGACAGAAAAGAUGACAAUCUCUUUCUGGCACCAUUUAGUAUCAGCACAGCACUGGCAAUGACACAGCUAGGUGCAGGUGGGGCCACUGCUGCAGAGAUUGCAAAGGCCUUAAAAUGGCCUUCACAAGAGAGGCCGCUGAAGGGUUUUGGCAGCUAUUUGUCUCUUAUGUCAUCAGCUGCUGUGGCACAUAAGGGAAAUAGCUAUAUAUUAUUAGGGGCACAACGUAUUUUUGUCAGACAGUCUCUGACACUGAAGCAGAAGUUUAAUUCAGAUGCCCAGCAGUACUUUGGCGCAGAUGCCAAGACAGCAGACUUCCAAUCAAAUGCUGAGAAAGAACGUGAGAGCAUCAACACAUGGGUAUCAGAGAAGACCCAGGGCAAAAUCAAGGAUUUACUGCCUGCUGGCUCACUCGACUCACUCACAGCCAUGGUGCUAGUUCAGGCCACGUACUUCAAAGGAUUCUGGCUGCAUCAGUUUUACCCUAGGAGGACAGUGAAAAGUUACUUCAGAGGAACUAAAGGUAAAGUGGAAGUGGACAUGAUGAGUCAAAAAGCAAAAUUUCCUUAUGCUCGAUGUGAAGAGCUGUCAUGCUCUGCUAUUGAACUACCUUAUGACAGAGGAGAUGGGUCUGAUCUCUAUGACCUCAGCAUGCUCAUUCUGUUGCCUGAUGAGGAUGAUGGCUUGGCAGCUCUGGAGGCAAGCUUGACAGCAAGUGAUCUUGCUAAGCUAAGGAGCUCAAUGACAACAAGAGGCAAAGUAAACUUGCAGUUACCACGCUUUUCCAUGGAAAGCAGUUUGGAAUUGAAGGAGGUGUUGAUCAGUCUGGGUAUGGUGAAUGCAUUUUCUGAGAACAAUGCUGACUUCACAGGCUUGGUGGAGCAGCUAAGUGAAGACCUGUACCUUUCAGAAGUCUAUCAUAAGCCAGUACUUUAUUUGCAAGAGAUUCUCCUCAUAUUUCUGUGCCUACUUGUCAUGGCAACUGGAGGCUUAAAAGAUGCACCAGAGGUGAUAGCAGUCUCUGAUGCUAAUACACAGUUUGGUUUGGAGCUUUUUCGUAAAUGUGGAGCAGACAGAAAAGAUGAAAAUCUCUUUCUGGCACCAUUUAGUAUCAGCACAGCACUGGCAAUGACACAGCUGGGUGCAGGUGGGGCCACUGCUACAGAGAUGGCAAAGGCCUUAAAAUGGCCUUCACAAGAGAGGCCGCUGAAGGGUUUUGGCAGCUGUUUGUCUCUUAUGUCAUCAGCUGCUGAGGUGCCUAAGGGAAAUAGCUAUAUAUUAUCUGGAGCACAACGUAUUUUUGUCAGACAGUCUCUGACACUGAAACAGCAGUUUAAUUCAGAUGCCCAGCAGUACUUUGGUGCAGAUGCCAAGAUAGCAGACUUCCAAUCAAAUGCUGAGACAGAACGUAAGAACAUCAACACAUGGGUAUCAGAAAAGACCCAGGGCAAAAUCAAGGAUUUGCUGCCUGCUGGCUCACUCAACGCACUCACAGCCAUGGUGCUCGUUCAGGCCACGUACUUCAAAGGAUUCUGGCUGCAUCAGUUUGACCCUAAGAAGACAACGAAAAGUUACUUCAAAGGCACUAAAGGUAAAGUGGAAGUGGACAUGAUGAGUCAACAAGCCAAAUUUCCUUAUGCUCGAUUUGAACAGCUGUCAUGUUCUGCUGUUGAACUACCAUAUACCAGAGGAGAUGGGUCUGAUCGCUAUGACCUCAGCAUGCUCAUUCUGUUGCCUGAUGAGGAUGAUGGCUUGGCAGCUCUGGAGGCAAGCUUGACAGCAAGUGAUCUGGCUGAGCUAAGGAGCUCAAUGACAACAAGAGGCAAAGUAAACUUGCAGUUGCCACGCUUUUCCAUGGAAAGCAGUUUGAAAUUGAAGGAGGUGUUGAUCAGUCUGGGUAUGGUGAAUGCAUUUUCUGAGAACAAUGCUGACUUCACAGGCUUGGUGGAGCAGCUAAGUGAAGACCUGUACCUUUCACAAGUCUAUCAUAAGGCUUUUGUGGAAGUAAAUGAAGAAGGAUCAGAAGCCGCUGCAGCAACAGGAGCUGUUGUAAUGCUGCGCAGCAUGCCUAUGAUUAUUCCUUUUGUGGUUGAUCAUCCAUUUCUCUUCUUUAUCAUCGACCGAAGAGCUGACAUUGUUCUGUUCAUGGGCCGCCUAGUUAAUCCUGCUCAUUCUAAAAGGGCUGGGAAUCAGGAACUGUGAAUGUGUGACUAAAAACAUUCAUUUUCAUGCUUAAACAGAAAAAUUAUCACAUCUUUAUUCAAUUCUUAUCAUUGUGAAAGAUAACUCCAUGUUGUUAAUGUGAUUUUUAUUUCUUAUGUUUGUUUUCCAGUGGAGUGUGAUUAUACUGCAUUAUACUGCAAUCCUUUGUAUAUGUAUCGCGAUGGUCCAAGCUGAUAAGAUGGGUCUUGCAUAAUUUAUAUCUUUACUUACAGACAUGACCAGUCUUUAAGUGACUUAAAGGGUCAACAUGAAUUCCAUACUUCUACCUGCAAUCGAGAGCUUGGCAAAGGGGUUUUUUUGGUUACCACGCUCUCAUACAACUUUCAAAACUGUGAGGGCAUUCUGAGGAGCUGACAAAAAGCUGACAGUAUCAAAAAGCUGAAAGUAUUUUUGGAACAAUCAAACACAGAUCUUCAGGCUCAAAGAAGCAAAUAGGAGUUAGAAACUCAGAAACAUUUUUUAUAUUUAUAUGCAGGAAUACCAGUUCAUAAUGACAUGACUAUCACCUUUUGUCCCUUAUGACAUUGUGUCUUGUCAUACCCAUGCUUCUCUGCUCAGUCAUGCUUGCAUCACGACGCCUGUCCUUUCACUCAACACCAAACUAAACAAAUUUGCCACCACAGGCCCUGUGUAUUUUAAUCCAACAAAAGUACUCCUCUUUUCUUUCUCACACUCCCUCAUAUACUCACACCCAUAGCGAGUUUCCUGAUUACAAAUACAAGGGACGGAGGCUUCUGCUUUUACUACUCCGUUACCUUCUCUCUUCUCACAUCAGAGUACAACCAUCACCAUCUAGUCUGAGUUCUGACAGGUAGCACAUUAACAGAAUACAAUAUCGUUUGUAUCUUGCAGUUCUUUAGGUGAUUAAGGUGAGGAACUGGUAGGACUGACUGCCUCAAGGUUUAAUAUGCCACCCUACCCCAUUGCCUUGCUGGGGAGUGUUCAGGCUUUCACUAAAAUGUCGAUUCUCGCAGCUCUGCCGAACAAGCUAUGGUGACAGGUAGUCGCUGUCACCUUGACAUCCUUGGAAAACAUAUUCCAAAGGAGAGGAACAUUGGUCAUCGAUUUUUACUUUCAUCACAGCUAGGAAGGAACACCUAAGCAUUACACUUGCAGAUGUUGAGUUUCAGGUCUGUAUAAUAUAAAAUUUCCAGGCCCAAGGUAGACGGGCCUUGGGUGGGAAGCAUAGUCAGCGGCAUUAUAUUGUCGCUGGACACUCUUGGAGUUGGAAGCCGCUGGACACCGAGGACUUAUCCCCCAUGAAGGUGUAGAUUGAUGAAGGACCUUCGUGCAUUGACAUUUAUGUGUCACAAGAGAUUGCAUUAUUAAUGACAGUGAAUUGACAGUGAAGAGGUAGGUAUGAGAGGCGAUAUUGGUUUGGUUGGUUUAUUUAGUAGAUAGUGUAUAUCUGGGGCCACUCUGUGAACCGAGAUCAAGGAUGGGGGCCCGCCCCUGGCGCUGCAGCAUCUAAGUGAGAGGUCAAAGGUGCUUUAUUUCAUAGUUACUUAACAACACAGUGAAACUUUCUCUUCCAGUUUCUCCAUCACCAAACAAACAACUACAUCGGGAGGAUGAUGAAAAAGACGAGGUUACCAUGAGAAAGAUCAUUCAGUUUAGAGACAGUGUCCGUGCGGUGCGGUGGGUCUGUGCAGUGCAGUGGGUGGAUGGGCGAGUAGGAUAUAGGAUACAUAGGGAGGAAAGUGCCUACGGGAAGUGGGGGUUGGUAGUUUGACUCCGACAACCGUAACCAAAGAAGGUGCCCUCUAAAGCCACCUCGGAAUUGUUCUUAUCAUGCGCUAUUUGUAUUGAAGGAAGCUGUCACAUAUGCUGUUGUAUAUAUUUUUGUGGUGGCUGCCUCAAUAGUUUUUCGAAUCAUUACAUGGUUAUAUUUCAAUGUCUUUUUUUAAGGAGCUUCGUGUAAAGUAUAUUUGUUUCACGAUGAAGAAGGGAGGAUGAAAGUUUAUAGAUGUGUUAUGACACAAAUGUUAACUUAGUUUGUCUAGGUUUUAUUAAACUGCUCCAUUUCUUGACACCCACAAUCCAGGCACAGGCAGAUUAUGUUGGCCCUGUUUUGGUUUAGAGGCCAGUGACUGUGAUGGCAGCAACUUCCACCCAUGGAACGGAAUGCAUUGUUGCUGCCCACCUGACAAGAGGGGAAGUGUGUGUGUGUGUGGGAGGAAUGAUAGUUCAAUCUGGAAGACUCGACAGGGUGGGAUUUCAUGGGAACUAAACUGUCGGGGUUGGGAGGUAAAGACCGACAGCUUUAUGAGCUGUUUAGACGAGCCAGCAGUCAAGUUGCCGAAUGUUUGACACACGCUUAAUUUUCCUCUUCCUUUUUCUCGAGUCCUUGGAGCAAAGAAAGUUUUGACGGUUUGACCUUAGAGUUUAACAUCUUUUCACACCACACUCUCCUACCUGUCGCACACUGUAUUCUAUACUUGGAAAGCCGAGAUAUGCUGCAUUUUGUUUGUUUUGUAAGUACAGUAUUUUUUAAAUUUAUGUUUCUAUAAUGACCUUUGUAUUGGCAAAUAGCAUUUGACAAAGCAGGAACAUCAGUAUCGAUGAGAGUGACUAGGAACCUUCUCAAAUUGACUCACAAUGAAGUUUAAUUGUGAGAAAAGCUCAUAAAUAUAGCAUUACAGUCAGCAGGUAAAAUGACCAUAUUGCCUUUAUUAUAUUACAAUUCAGACCAAAAUUAUACAUAUAUAUUUUUAUCAUUGUCACAAAACCCUCUCCUUUUGAUCUACUUAAAUAUUAAAAGUUUAUAUCAGUUACUGCUGGUUAAUGUCUUUACAACAUUUGUUUUAUCUUCUAAAACUGAGCAAGUAUUUUAAUGGAUAGUGACUGAUGGGAGUCUUGGCAAGAACAAUCCAUUUCGACUGAAUUGUCUACUUUUUGUGAGUGGUAAAGCCUGCAAAGCACCACUGCUGUAAUUUUAAGGCAAUUGAUGCACCAGGUGUUGUAUGGGCAUAUAUUACUCAAGCAGACAGUGUUGUGUUUGUGUAAUGCUCGACACUGUUUCUUGUACACAGCUAAUAGCCACCUUUAAUACCUGCAUUAAGGUGUUACUUUGUACUCUACACAGCAAAUAUUAACACACCUGCAAUAGGCUAUUGUAUACACAACUCAUAUAUACCUUUAUUACACAUGCAAUAGACUAUUACAUAGUAUUGUGUGCACAGCUAAUAGAGACCUUUAUCACACCUGCAAUAGACUGUUGCAUUGUAAAGUUGUUGGAAAUGAACAUUAUAUUGUCUUUAGGCUCUAGUCAUUUUUCUAAUCUGCUUUGACAUCACUGCUGACCUAACAUUUCUGACUCUGGGGAUUUUUUGCUAUGAAUCAGGGUGCUACAAGUUUGAUCCUUUAAUGUGGUUUUUCCUUAUUUACUCACGUGUAAACAAUUUUAUGGUCAAGUAGUGAUGUAAAUCCUUGUGCACUUGUCCUAAUGUUUGCAAUCUUAAUUACGUUACUGAAUAAAAUGUAGAUAUUGACAAUCAAA